Molecule: messenger RNA, 975 nt
Organism: Chara braunii
Lineage: Eukaryota; Viridiplantae; Streptophyta; Charophyceae; Charales; Characeae
Source: the annotation of a GenBank genome assembly
GCGAGUGCGGCGCUGCGGGCAUAGGGGAUGCGGGCGAGAGACCUGCGUCGCCAGUUCAGGGUGUUUGUGUAUUGCCUCUCGGUGGGGCCAUGUCGGCGGGGGAGUUGGAGCGACAGGCACGGGAGGACCCGUUGUAGGCAGAUCGCCGGGGGCGGAUGACCGAGGCGUCGAGGAGACUGAUGGCAGAGGCCCCGGCUUGCAGCCCGUCAGUGCCAUCGUCCACCACAGGUGUCAACACACCCGCAUAUGUGGAGGGCACAGUCGCGGCAGAGGCGGUACGGGGCCCCUCGCCGACUCCCGCCGGGGAGUCUCCUUCUCCUCAGUCACGGAAGAAGAAGAUGAGAGCAGGGAAAAGUCUUAGUAUCGUGAGGAGAGUGACGCAGACGAUGCGGGCAAGUCAGCCUGGGUUGGCCGGUUUACAUCCGCGGACACGGGCGAUUUUGAGCGGGGACGUUGUCGCUGACGCAGCAGGAUGGCAGGAGAGGGUCUCCGACCGAGCGACGGAUCAGCCCAUGAGUGCACCUGCUGAGGCGACGUUGCCACAUACUGCAGGGCGUACAGCGGGCACCGGCGACCAUGUUGAGCACAGUGUGCCCCCCGGGAGGAGCAUGGCUGCACGUAUAUUGCGGGAGGAUGUGAGGGCAGCGACAGCGCAGCGACCGUCACAGGCGCCAGUCGUUUGGGAGUCUGGUACAGACGAUUUGGAGAUGCCUUAUGGCCAGCGGAGGAGGGUUUCCGUGUACGAUCUUCUUCGACCACAGGGAGGGGUUGAGGCGGCGUCACAGGGGGAGAUUCAUGCUCCGGAUACUACGCACGCGCCGACAGGCGGCACAGGUCGUGGGGAUGGUGUGACAGGUGUGGUGCCGCAGAGGAGGAGGAAGGACAUUGUGGACGACGAUGAUGCAUAGUUCCACCAUUAGUCUUCUUUCAUCCUCUGAUUCGUAGUAAUGUACAAUAUAUUUAGUGCUUGAGACG